AUGUCGACAUUAGUGGACCUUACAGAUCAAAGAGCUGAAACGAUUCCAUGUUCCACAGCUACGCCAAAUUGGACCAUUCAUGUUUCAGAUAUAAGAACGGUUAAAGUGAGUAACAUAUCACUGAUUACUUCCAAACAGGACAUUGAAGAGUUCUUUUCAUUCUCAGGUGAUAUUCAAUAUAUUGAGAUGCAAAGGGAAUCUGAUCGCACUCAGGUUGCUUAUGUUACCUUUAAGGAUUCACAGGGAGCCGAGACAGCAGUUCUCUUGACAGGUUCUAAGAUAGGUGACCUAUAUGUCACCAUAUCACCGGUGGAGCAGUACCAGCUUCCCCCGGAAGCUCUUCCGUCAAGUCCUACAAACCGAAAUACUGCUGCUGUUAAGAAGGCUGAAGAUGCGAUAAGUACCAUGCUUGCGAAGGGUUUCAUUUUAGGAAAGGACGCAAUCAACAAGACAAAAUCCUUAGACGAACGUCUUCAGUUGACCUCUAAUGCUUCUUCUACAGUUGCUUCCAUUGAUCGUAAAAUUGGUUUGAGUGAUAAACUAAGUAUUGGAACAACCAUUGUUAAUGAAAAGGUGAAAGAGAUGGAUGAAAGGUAUCAGCUUUCUGGAAUGACAAAGUCUGCUUAUGCUGUUGCCGAGCAAAAGGCAAGUAGUGCUGGAACUGCUAUCAUGAGCAAUUCUUACGUCUUAACCGGAGCGUCAUGGGUCUCGAGCGCGUUUAGCGCUAUUGCAAAGGCAGCCGAGGAUGUCAGCACGAUGACCAAGGAGAAGGUUGAACAAGCUGAGGUGGGAAAAAAUGAGAUUAUUUACAGUGAAAGAAAAGGGACGGUCGAUGGGUUUUCUCUGAUGCACUUUGAGCAGUCGUUAAACAGCGGCCCUGCAGUUGUUCCUGUUAAUUCCAGCAACGACAGUAAAGCUGGUAAUUUUCUAACAUGA
Molecule: messenger RNA, 936 nt
Organism: Lathyrus sativus (Indian pea)
Lineage: Eukaryota; Viridiplantae; Streptophyta; Magnoliopsida; Fabales; Fabaceae
Source: the annotation of a GenBank genome assembly